This is a messenger RNA of Arachis stenosperma, 2658 nucleotides long. Its product is annotated as 30-kDa cleavage and polyadenylation specificity factor 30. Gene Ontology annotation, biological process: mRNA splicing, via spliceosome; regulation of mRNA splicing, via spliceosome. The transcript is spliced from 7 exons. The record is from RefSeq and is a predicted model, not a curated record. NCBI's taxonomy places the organism in Eukaryota, Viridiplantae, Streptophyta, Magnoliopsida, Fabales, Fabaceae. Gene Ontology annotation, molecular function: N6-methyladenosine-containing RNA reader activity; metal ion binding; mRNA binding. The coding region runs from base 198 to 2288 and encodes 696 amino acids. Gene Ontology annotation, cellular component: nucleoplasm.
AAAAGCGGAAAACAAGUGCGUCAGCGUCUACCUCUUCGCGUGAGACUGCGUCGCUUUUGUUAAACUACAGUAACGAGUGUCCUUCCUCAGCUCAAUAGCUACCUCAUUCCUUCUUCGUUUCAACCCUCUUUGAAUGCAUCAAUCCCUUUCAAAACCCUAAUUUCCCAUUUAGCAAAACCCUAACACCUAAUUUCCAAAUGGAGGAUUCCGAGGGAGUCCUCAGCUUCGAUUUCGAGGGCGGCCUCGACGCUGCUCCCCCCGCUGCCGCCGCCGUCUCCGCACCCUCCGCCGGACUUCUCUCUAAUCAAAACGAUUCAACCGCGGCGGCCGCUGCAGCCGCGGUUCCCAAUGGCGCUGCCGCAGCUGCGCCCACUGCUGGAGACCCUGGAGCUGCCGGAAAUGUGCCCGGGAGGCGGAGCUUCCGGCAGACGGUGUGCCGGCACUGGCUAAGGAGCUUGUGUAUGAAGGGAGACGCGUGCGGGUUCUUGCAUCAGUACGACAAGGCGAGGAUGCCGGUGUGCCGAUUCUUUCGGCUGUACGGUGAGUGCCGCGAGCAGGAUUGCGUGUACAAGCACACCAACGAAGAUAUCAAGGAGUGUAACAUGUACAAGUUAGGAUUUUGUCCUAAUGGACCUGAUUGCCGAUACAGACAUGCUAAAUCUGCUGGACCUCCACCUUCUGUUGAUGAGGUCCUUCAAAAGAUCCAGCAUUUAUAUUCUUACAACUACAAUGCAUCGAACAAGUUUUUCCAACAAAGGGGUUCAAACUAUAAUCAACAAGCUGAAAAAUCUCAAUUUCCUCAAGGAAAUAAUUCUACAAACCAAGCUGUUGCUGGAAAACCAUUACAAGCAGAGUCGGGUAAUGUCCAGCAGCAACAAGUUCAACAGGCUCAGCAGCCAGUCAAUCAAAGCCAAGUGCAAAAUGUUGCUAGUGGUCAGCCCAAUCAGGCGAAUAAAACUGCAACUCCUUUACCUCAAGGAAUAUCUAGGUAUUUUAUUGUUAAAAGUUGCAAUCGUGAAAAUUUGGAGUUAUCAGUACAACAAGGAGUAUGGGCAACACAAAGGAGCAACGAGUCAAAACUAAACGAGGCUUUUGAUUCUGUGGAAAAUGUUAUACUGAUUUUCUCAGUCAACCGAACUCGCCAUUUCCAGGGUUGUGCAAAGAUGACCUCCAGAAUUGGUGGUUCUGUUGCUGGGGGAAACUGGAAAUAUGCUCAUGGAACUGCACAUUAUGGGCGGAAUUUCUCUGUUAAAUGGUUGAAGUUAUGUGAACUGUCAUUCCACAAAACUCGCCAUUUGAGGAAUCCAUACAAUGAAAAUUUACCAGUGAAGAUAAGUAGAGAUUGUCAGGAGCUGGAACCCUCCAUCGGUGAGCAGUUGGCAUCCUUGCUUUAUCUUGAGCCAGAUAGUGAGCUUAUGGCUAUCUCAAUUGCAGCAGAGUCUAAACGAGAAGAAGAGAAGGCAAAGGGAGUGAAUCCAGACAAUGGAGGAGAGAAUCCGGAUAUCGUCCCAUUUGAAGACAACGAAGAAGAGGAAGAGGAAGAAAGUGAUGAAGAGGAGGAGAGCUUUGGUCAUGUUGUUGGGCCAGCUGUUCAAGGCAGAGGUAGGGGCAGAGGCAUGAUGUGGCCGCCUCACAUGCCUCUUGCACGCGGAGCCAGACCUAUGCCUGGAAUGCCAGGUUUUAACCCAGUAAUGAUGGGUGAUGGAUUAUCAUAUGGGCCUGUUGGACCUGAUGGCUUCGGUAUGCCCGAUCUUUUUGGUGUGGGCCCUCGUGGUUUUCCUCCAUAUGGUCCUAGGUUCUCUGGUGAUUUUGCAGGACCCCCUGCAGCCAUGAUGUUCCGUGGGCGACCUUCCCAACCUGGGAUGUUUCCAGGUGGUGGAUUUGGGAUGAUGAUGAAUCCUGCACGUCCUCCCUUUAUGGGGGGGAUGGGCACAAAUCCUCCAAGAGCCAGUAGGCCAGUUAAUAUGCCUCCGAUGUUUCCACCGCCACCACCUCCACCUCAAAAUAACAACCGACUUGUAAAGAGGGAUCAAAGAAUUAAUGAUCGGAAUGAUAAAUUUGGUUCAGGAUUAGAGCAGGGCAAGAAUCAGGAUAUGAUGAGUCAAAGUGGUGGACCUGAUGAAGACAUGCAAGGAUACAAAGCACAGCAGGAUGAUCAGUAUGCUGUCAACACCUUCAGGAACGAUGAUAGUGAAAGCGAGGAUGAGGCACCUCGGCGGUCAAGGCAUGGAGAGGGGAAAAAGAGAAGGCGAAGCUUAGAAGAUGCCAAUGCAAGCUCUAAUCACUAGGUAUGGCCCCUAAAUACUGAUGAGUCACUAACCAGGAUGCCGGUUUCUGGUGCUUUUAUUUUUCAAUGUAAUGAAAUGAGGCCAUCAGAUAUAUCUAUGUAUGAGUUAUAUUUAUUUUUCUAGGGAAAACUGGGGUGCUUCAGGAAAAUAAAAAAUGAAAAAAAAGAGGAAAAGGUUCACAGUUACGUUCACAGGUCAUGUAAGUUUUGCAUAAAGUUCUUUGGAUAUUUAUUGCUAAUGUAGUGCGAACAUAGCAUAGGCGACGAUGGAUUAUGAAUAUACUCAAUUGACUGUACCCCUGUCUCUGUAUUUGUAUAAAGAGAUAGUAACAUUAGAGUCCUUAAUGAAAAAGUGACAAGGCAUUUCAUUU